AAUACUCAUUAGUUUAAAGAAAAUACUCGUCUAAUCAACACACUACUGCAAUACGUAACGAACAAUUUAAUCAUCUCCACAAAAAAAUUAAAAGAAAACAAUUUAAUAAAAACAACUCACUCAAACAAUAACAACAAUUGAAUUCUAAUUAAAAUGUCCUCCUCCACUCCCACCAAAGAAGAAUUAAAAAAAUACUACGAUGUUACCUUGGACUUGGUAAUGAAAUGUGGUCCCAUAAUGCGUGAGGGCUAUAUGAAAACAGAAUCUACGUAUGAAGUUAAAUCGGCCUAUUACGAUUUGGUCACUGUGUAUGAUAAACAAAUAGAAGAUCUAUUAAUAUCUGGUUUACAAGCGGCAUUUCCUGAAUCCAAAGUUAUAGGUGAAGAAGAAUCGGCAGCUAAUAAACGUUUAGCUGAAUUAACUGAUGCUCCUACAUGGAUUAUUGAUCCCAUAGAUGGUACUACAAACUUUAUAAAUCGUAUACCACACUGCUGUAUAUCAGUGGGAUUAGCCAUCAAUAAAGAAUUAGUGGUGGGUGUUGUUUACAAUCCUAUUGCAAAUGAAAUGUAUUCAGCUUGGAAGGGUCAUGGUGCCUAUUUGAAUGGUCAACCUAUUGAGGUUUCUAAAAAUUGUACUUCGAUUAAAAACGCCGUUGUAGGCUUUGAGAUCUCAUUGAUACAUGUGCCUGCGGUAAGAGAUAAAAAUGUUAAACGUUUAUUGAAAUUGGCCUCUAACGGCACUGG
Lucilia sericata (common green bottle fly) is the source of this 743-nucleotide messenger RNA. Its product is annotated as inositol monophosphatase ttx-7-like. Gene Ontology annotation, biological process: inositol metabolic process; signal transduction. Lineage: Eukaryota; Metazoa; Arthropoda; Insecta; Diptera; Calliphoridae. Gene Ontology annotation, molecular function: inositol monophosphate 1-phosphatase activity. The record is from RefSeq and is a predicted model, not a curated record.